This is a messenger RNA of Mesocestoides corti, 1008 nucleotides long. NCBI's taxonomy places the organism in Eukaryota, Metazoa, Platyhelminthes, Cestoda, Cyclophyllidea, Mesocestoididae. The record is from the annotation of a GenBank genome assembly.
ACGUAUUUACGUCUAGGGAAGUGCCCUAUCAAUCUAUUCUCUUCACCUCCUCAGAAGUCCGACAUGAAUAGUAUCCCUCUUUUAGUUCACGGUAGCAACGAAGUUACCACUGUCCACAAAAUUAUUGAAUACCUUCGAAAAGAGGCAAGCAAGUAUGAACUUUCUGAUGAGGAAUUGGCUCGGUUAGAUUCCCUAGUGACAUCUCUGGAAAGGCGCAUAACUCCAGCAUUCCGUUGGCUUCUUUGGGCUGAUACUAAUGUAUAUAAUUCGUAUACUUCCCUUCUCUACCGUUCAAAGUUACCUUAUUUUUACGGGCUCUGGUUAUUGAGGUGUUGGAGGAAACGGAUUAUCGAGAACACAGAAUUUUCUCAGCUAUCGCUUUGCUCGAAAUCCAAUUCAAAAAAUCGGUAUAAAGAGCUCUUCGAGGGCGCUCGAAGAUGUCUCACUGCCUUAUCCUACGUGCUUGGGAAGAAGCCAUUCUUUUUUGGUGAGCGUCCAUCGGCCAUCGACGCGUAUGUAUUUGGUCGACUGUGGCCCCUCUUGAACUACGAUCGGCUUUGUCGAAAACAGAAUUCAAAUAUCCAUCGGUUGAUUUCGCACGUCUAUCAAUGCGAAAAUCUCUUCUUGCUCUGUCGACGCGUCCAGCGCCUCUGCUUCCCAUCCGGGGCUGAUUCUUUCCUGACCUGUGAGUGCCUCCCCUAUUCUAAUUUCUUCUACUUAAAGCAAAAUACACCCGCUUCUGAUCUUCGUGAAGUUCAAGCGACAGAUAAGGCCGGUGGGUGGUUCUCCUCCCUCUUUAAGUUCUCCUCGUCCGCUGUUGUGCCGUCCUCGCUGCUGCCCCUGCGCGACGGACUGGUGUUUUGUGCGCUCGUCUUGGCGGUGUCCACGGUGUUUGCCGUCGGCUCGGGGAUUAUCGGCUUCGAAGAGGAGAUGGCAGACGGCGCAAGCGGACCGACAGCAACUGCCUUUGAAGACUUCGUCGACAUCGACGGUGAAGAUGCCGAUUAG